GGGCACGAGCAGGGACAAACGCGACACUGUAAACAGAAGAAAAACAGGUAAUGAAGCAUCUAACAUUUGGAUGUGUUUUAACGUACUAUGCAACUACACAUGCAACUCAAUGGAUGUAUUAGAGAUAUUAAUUAUUAAUAUGUCAACAAAAAUAUGUAUUUUUUUCAAACAAAAUGAUAUUAUAUGCACCUAUUUAUGUGAUGUGUAUUGCAUUAGCUAAAUAUUUAACAUGAAAUUUAACUAGGUAAAUAACAUGAAUUUUAGUUUACAGCAAAUUUGGGUUUAUUUACUAGGCUGUGAAUAUUAGUGAUUUCAAACUCAGUUGCAAAUGUUAGAUCUAAAUUGCUGGGUUGGAAAAUGUCUACAGUUUAUCUAUUUUUUUGGGCUUGGUAAUUUUGUUAUGCAAUUUGGGUUUGAACUUAUUUACAUGUAUUUGUUUCUUCAUAGCAUAGAAAAAUAUAAUUUUUAAUGUGUAUAUGUUAAAAAAAAAGUUUUUAUGUUAAAAAUAUAAUUAGUUGUACUAGAUUUUGUAAAUAAAUCAAAAGAAUAAUCUCUCAAAACAAUUAAAAUAUUGUAUUUUAUUUGUCCAUUUGCUUACAUUAUGAUGCAACAUUUUCUACUGUUGCUCAAUUAAAGUAACAUUUAUAUAAAUAUAUAUUUAUAAUAAUAUAUUUUUUUUUUUUUAAAUUAAGAUAAUUUAUAAUAUAGCAUUUUUCACAAUAGAUUUUUUUAAUAUUUAAUGUUUUGUGUUUUUUUAUUUUAUCUUAUAUUAAUUUACAAGAUUUUCUAUACAAUAAAUGCAGCAAAAUUAAACAAACUCCUGAAAAUUUCUCAAAAAAGAAUGAGGGAGGAAAACAUUAAGAUUUAUUUGCACCAGUGUUUUUCAAUCAUGCAGGCAAUAUAAAUGUAUUUUUUCUAGAGCACUUUUUUUCCCUAAAGGGGCUAAAAUAAUUUAAUCUUUCCUUUAAAAUUUACCCAAUAUAGCAGAUUAUUUAAAGACAUUAAGACUUAUUUUACAUUACAAAACAAUUAUCUAAGAUUAUUGAAAAAAAAUAGCCCCUAAAACAACUAUUUAUCACAAAAUUCAAUAUUAUUGGAAUGUACAGGCAAAGAAGUAAUUUGAAGAGAACUGCAUCGUAAAAUAAUAACUUAAAAUGAAGUAUAGAACAAAGGCAGAAAAACUAUAGAUGUAUUUUUCUUUUAACAGACCGCUUCCAUCAUAUUCUACUUUCCUCUUUUUUUAACAUAUAUUUCCUUACAGGGUUUGAUUAAGGGUUCCAAUCCCUUACCGGCUUACCGAGUCUAUAUUGUUUAUUCUCAAACUUCUUAAAUUGUCAAGCUAUUAUAGCUUAGUUGGAGAAUUCUUCCUAAGAAGAACUUCUAAAUUCAACCUUUAAUAAAUAAAUUCUAUUUGUUAGAGAUCGUCACAGAGAGAUGAACGGAAAAAAAUGAAAACCAAAAGCAAGUAGAAAGAAUUUGAAACUGAUUAACAAAGAUUCAGUGGUACUCAUAAAAAAAAAAUAGUUCUUUGUUCACAAAUUAUAUUAUAUUAAGGAAAUUCAGAGACAAAAUUUUAGAAUUUCCGAACCUUUGUCCAAUGGCGUAGAAAGAAAAAAAGUUAAACAGUUAUGUAGUCCAUGUUUUUGAUGCACUUUAUUUUUUGUUUGCAUUUUUUUUUUGUAUUCAGUUAUUAUAAUUUUUAGAGCAUUCUACUAUAUGUAUAAAACAUAAUAGUCAGGUGCAACGUAGCCAUAAUAUAGUGAAGAUGAUUAUGGACUACAUAUUUGUGCCAUUGAACUUUUGUAUCUAUUUUUUCUUUUCACUUUUUUUUCUUUUCACUCUUCUUUUUAUUUUUUAUUUUUUUUUCCAUAUUUAAUCUUUAUUAAGUUUUCAUUAAAAAAAAAUUAUAAUAUUUAAUACCAGCAAGAAUUUCCGUGAAUUCAAAGUCAAUUUCAAUAUUUGGGCCAAAAUAGCCAAAUUCUAAAACAACAAAGUAAAUUCUGUUUUCAGCUUGCUACUUUGGCCUUAAAUUUUACAUUUACUUGAAUUGACUACAAAUCUCACUUUAGUGAAUAACUUUGUAGAUUGGAAUUGGUACUUUUAUUUAUAUUUUAACUUUUGCAUAGUUGUUAUCAAUGUUAUAACCUUAUUGUUUCCAGUGAGACGUUUUGCUUUGAUACAUAUGAUGCUCAAAUUUUGCAGAUGGAAACCAUUCAUUCUUUAACCUAUUUAGUAAAUAUACAAACUGUAUGGAUUGGAUAUCAGAACUUUUGAUAAAUUACCCUUGAAAUAUGUCUUAUGUUAGAGCUACAGUGAAAGUUACUUCUUUGUAAUAAUGAAAUUAAAUUCUGGAAACGUAUCUGCAGAAGUAAUUGCACAUUGCUGUUUCCUUAUCAUUAAAUUUAACAUCUUCGUUAGAAAAAAUGCUUAGGGUAACUGUCUAGACACCGCAAGAAAAUAAUCAAUAUACCAUUGAUCAGAGACAUUUCUCUGAUUAUAAUGUGUUUAUUAAAAAUAAAUACUCAGUUUUAGAGAUUAAAGGAUCACUAUAGUGCCAUGAAAACAUUCUCGUUUUCCUGGCACUAUAGGGUCAUUAGGUCCACCCUCAGGGCCCCUCUCCCGCUGGGCUGAAGGGGUUAAAACCCCUUCAGCCACUUACCUUUCUCCUGCGCCGGGCUCCCUCUGUGCUGGGGAACUCUUCACCCCCUACCGAUGUCAGAUCCAGAGCCACAUGCGCAUUCAAACCGCCCAUAGGAAAGCAUUACUCAAUUCUUUCCUAUAGAAGUCCAGCAUCUUCUCACUGUGAUUUUCACAGUGAGAAUCGCGGAAGCGCCUCUAGCGGCUGUCAGGGAGACAGCCACUAGAGGCUGGAUUAACCCUCAGUCAAACAUAGCGGUUUCUCUGAACCUGCUAUGUUUUCAGCUGCAGGGUUAAAACUAGAGGGACCUGGCACCCAGACCACUUCAUUGAGCUGAAGUGGUCUGGGUGCCUAUAGUGGUCCUUUAAAGCAGCACUGUCAAAUCUUCAAGUUUAGCACAACUUAAUAGCCAACUAAAAGUAAUUGUUUAUAUAUUUUUAAAUACAUUAUUUGCCAGGCAAAGCCCAUUAACGUAUGUAAAUUAGUUAACUAUUGCAGUGCUGUGUACACGUCGCUUGAAUGCGUAUGUAUGGCACUGAUGGAGAAAUGUAAGUACUUUUUAUACAUACCCCUGCUGUGUUAUUAACCAAAGUAAAUGCUGAAAAAGGAGGCGAUGGAAUCAGAAACUAUCACUUUUUUUCAAAAAAUUUUAAUUAAAGAAUUUUUAAAUAUAUUUAUAAAAAACAGUCAGACACACAGAUAUGCAUUUAGACACACUUACUAAACAUAUUGAAGACUGUAUUGUUAGGUCUAGUUGUCCAGGGGACUAAACCAGUAGUCCAAUCUACUUGCACGUCAUGGCAAUCUACUUGAAACAUAAUUUCAGACUGGGACACCUGCUUAGAUACCUGGACAUUGAAAGGGUUAUUCACUAAACUCCACAACCUUUUGCUGGAAUUUUUCUAUUCAGACUUAAAGGACCACUAUAGGCACCCAGACCACUUCCGCUUAAUGAAGUGGUCUGGGUGCCUGGUCCAGCUAGAUUUAACCCUUUUUUCUAUAAACAUAGCAGUUUCAGAGAAACUGCUAUGUUUAUAAAUUGGUUAAUCCAGCCUCUAGUGGCUGUCUCAUUGACAGCCGCUAGAGGCGUUUGUGUGCUUCUCACUGUGAUUUUCACAGUGAGAAGUCACCAGCGUCCAUAGGAAAGCAUUGUGAAUGCUUUCCUAUGGACUGGCUGAAUGCGCGCGCGGCUCAGGAGAGGAGAGAAGGCGGUGAGAAGGAGGAGAGCUCCCCGCCCGGCGCUGGAGAAAGAGGUAAGUUUAACCCCCCUGAGCCCGGCGGGAGGGGGGCUAUAGUGCCAGGAAAACGAGUAUGUUUUCCUGGCACUAUAGUGGUCCUUUAAUUUGUGGAAAUUCAGAGUUUAGGGAAUUACCAUGAAUGUGUUACCAUCUGCCCCUCAGAGUCUCUCCCUAUGUUCACCUCUCAAAGUGUGUGUGGUGACUGCUUGUAGUGUUUGUGAGUGCAGGCUGUGUGUAAUGUGUCUGUGUUUGUGCAGGUUGUAUGUAAUGUGUGUGAGUGUGUGCUACAGGUUGAGUAUAUUUUGUGUGUGCGUGCAGGUGGUGUGUAGUGUGUGUAUUGUGAUUUGGACCAUGUCCAUUACUCCAUCUGGCCAGCGCUCAGUAACGAAUUGGAGCCUUGAUGUGGUACCUAGAGAACUAUACUCUUGGUUUGCAGUUUGAGGUGCAGACCACAAGCACCCUGGGGCUUCCCAUCCCCAAGCCCUAGAAUGCACCACAUUGUGCAAAUAAUUUUAAGCCCUUCAUCUACAACUGAGGGCCUGAGUGACUUUACUCUGGACAGCAUCAUAUUAAAUAAGCAACAUACAGGGCUACUACGUAAUGUUCUAGCAUCACAACAUUUAGUAAAUCCACACAUUUUGCAUGUACAGUGUAACUGAAUCAAGUUAUCACCACUAGCUAUAGGGUUAUCACCAGGCUGCUUGGUCAAGGAAGGCAAAUGAUGAGGCCCCAAGGCAAAUCUGGACCAUAACAGCUUGGAUUAUACCACUCAGAGAACAUUCACUCAAAAAGACUGGAAUGAUUUCAAGCACAGACAGACCUGUUGAGGUUUUGUGUGCAGCAACCAAGGCAGGAACAGGCUUAUCUACACAAAAGUUUGUUGCCCUAUAUUCUCCUUUUAUUUCAUCUGUCUGGUCACUAAAAUACCAAGGUUUGCAGGAAGAAACCUUGUAUCUAAGUUCUCCUCCACUUAGUAUGGUUCCUCCUGGCCAUGACAGAAAGGUCCGGAGCUUAUAACAAUUAUUAACAGGAAGUCAAUAUGGAAGCAUCCAAUGAACACUCCGGGCAUCAAAAAAACUUAAUUGGUAUUAAGUCGUUAUGGUGCUAAGAGGUCCCUAAUUCAGGAUUAUCUUUAGUCGUUACGCCGUUAAAAACGACUAAACCCCAAAGUAUCCAAUCCAGUGCCCGGCUGAGAGUGUUAGCUGAUGCUUUAAGCCAAUCAGUACUUCCCCAUAUACAAAUUGCCUUGAGAAUGUAUAUAUUUUUCUCAAGCUGUUUUGUUUAAUGGAGAGCCACUGAUUGGCUUUAACCAUCUGCUGACAUUCUCCUCAGCCAUAUCAAAACAGAAGAACAUUCCAGGAUCAGGAAUGUAUGUUUAUUUAUGGUUACACCACCUCAUAAAAAGUGUAAAGUGCAACGUUUCAGGUCAGCAGAGCCUUAAUCAUACACAUUCAGCCAUAUAGCAGCACCCAGGCCAAAGCUUCCUUUUUCAAGCUUCUGAGCAGCGGAAGGACAGGGGGCAGAGCAAUCAGGCACUGGAUACUGGACUUUGUGGUUAUACUGUUUGUAAACAGUUUAAUGCCUAAAGGUAAGCAGGCGCCAGGGACAUCCUGGCAUAAUAACAACUACAUUCCAACAAAGUUGUUAUGGUGCUCACAGUGUUCCUUUCAACUCCAGGAUGGAGCUAAAUACAAUAGUGAUUUCUACAUUUUACAUUAUUUUUCAGACCUAAAAAAACACAUAUUUGUUAAAUACAGAUAAAUAUACAUAGUAUUGAAAAUCUUGGAAAGUGGCUGUUUCUUUUUAAAUGUGCAACAUUUUUCUCACUCACAGAGAAGCAUUAAGGGCAAAUCUCAAGUGCAAAACUCUGAGUUGAGUGGUUUGUUGCCCUAAAACAUAGUUUUAAAAUCAUUUUAACCAUUUUGAAUAAAUUGUUAUCUCGCCGUAAAAAAUGUAACUUGUUAUAUAAAGAGAUUAUAGAAUAAAAAUACCUUGAGCCAACCUACCAACAACCAACAACACAUACCUCAUGAAAUGUUUGAUAGUCUCCUCCGAGGGUCAUGGUGUGAAAAUGACCACGUUUGUUUAAUUGUGAAAACAUUCUAGAAUCCCCUGAGUUCUACAACCUUCUGUUUUAAGAAAGCUAUGAUAUCUCUAAAUGUAAUAAUCAGAUCACUAAGAAAGCUCAAGGAUGAAUUUAAUUCUGAAACCCAAUCCCCUUCCUUUCCCCCUACCCUCUCAGACUAGCAUGCCCUAAUGGCAUAUUGUAGUUGAGAGAUGUAAUCUACUAAUAACGUCAUAAAGUCUGUUAUACUAAAGAGAGAAGUAUAGUCUCUUAUCCCUCCCCAAUAUAUAUGUAUUAAAGAUGUGUCAUCUGAUGUUACUUAAUAUCAGUUAUCUUGUUGUAGCUACUGACUGAUAUUUAACUUUGCAUUAGAGACCAAAACUAAGCAAUACAACACAGAUAAUACAUAUCUGUGUUAUAAAAAAAAAAUUACAUUAUUUAAAAUGUGAAAAUUGAGCAGAAACUAUCAUGACUGUUUAUGAAAGUGAAAAUUCAGCGUGAAUUUUAAAUAUAAGGCUACAGUAGCCAAUCUGGAAGCAGAGCUGACUUUCUACAGUUCUGUGGUUUUAGUCUUCAAUUUGAAAUUUGAUUUGAAUUCAGUUUGAAUUUUCACGUUAGCGAAUAAUCCCGUAUAUGAAAAAAAAAUUGUAAUGCCUUUUAUUUUUCUGAACCAUGUGGGACAUUUUUGGAAAUGUUUUAUUUUCACAGGAUUUUUAUAUUUGCAAUUUACAAAUUAUCAGCAGUGUGACGAAUCACUAAUUUGUGCCCAACUUGAUGCUAAUUAAAGGGUAAAUAGCAAUAAUCACAAAUGUAACUCGGUAAAACAGACCACCUCAAAUUACAUUAAUAAAAAUUAGACAAUUAGGUAAUUAUAUCUCCAACAAUGAUGCACAGAAUGUAAGGAUGUAGGAUUUUUUUUUUUAAAUGAAUUAGUAAUUACUAAACACAUACAAAGAAUACCCUAAAAAAGGAUUUCCUAUAAGUUUGAAACUUUCUUUUAACUUUCAAAAACAAAUUAAAUUGAGAAAAUAUAUAAAAAUUUAAAUAAAUAAAAUGGUUUUGUUCACUUAGAAAUGUUUUGUUUUACUAAAUAUGAACUUUUUUUACAUAAAUAUAUUCAUGUUACAAUAAUUUUACAUAUCUAUUAUGCAAAUUGAUAUACUUUCUUUUCAGAUAUUUAGCAGAUGUUUAAUUACCUAGGAAUCUUUUAAUGCCGUUAAACUAUCCAUUUGACCUUAAUACCGACCAGACUUGAUUACUAAAAUUAUCUUUCUUUACCAACCUAGUGAAUUUUAUACGUCUGUGCAUUAUUGUUUUAUUUGUUAAUUUUCAACUGUUUAAAAAAUGUUUGAAUUGUUUAUUUUAAAAUAAAUCUGUUGAUUUUCUUAAACAAUAUAGAAAUGAUUUAUACAAGGACAUUACAUUGUUAGAUGUUUAUGUCUCAACCUAUUUAUAUUUGAAUACGCUUACUUAGAACAUAAUAUUUGAUUCAUUUAUUUAAGUAACCCAGCUAAUAAUAUCAAAUCGGAUUACUUACCCAAAUCAUAUUUGUGUGACAUUUGUAUAAAUUCUCAAAAAUGUUUCUCACAACUAUUAUUAUUUUUCUGGGCUUUUUACCAUAAGUGAUCUAAAAUACAUUCUAUAAAAUCACAUGUUCACGUUUUACAAUAACUAUUAUAUUACUCUAAUAAUUGUUAUAAAUCAAAUGUAAUGCUUCCGAAAAUGGAUGGCCCAUUGCUAAAUCCUACCUGACACUUUUACUUUGCCAGCAAUGUAACGAAAACUAUUUUUUUACGGAUUCCUUUGAAAAAGAUUAUUUUCGCACAUCUGAGUUUAACCCCAGGACAGCUGUGAAAUUAACCUCUGUGUUGUAGGUCCUUAAAUUGCUUUUCUUCUAACGCUCAAGAACAGAAAAGAUAAAUUAAAUGCAAUUCUUCAUACAAGUGGAGAAAAUGCAUAGCUUAAUAACAGAUUAAAGUUUAAAGAUGAACAGUUGAACAGUAGAACAAAACUCUGACAUUUGUUAGAUUAAAAACACAGAGGAUAAAGUUAACAUAUUAAACCAUUUGUCAAAAGUCAAUGCAUUGAGAAUGAUUAUUUUCAAAGAAAGGGGCAAAUUAUUUCAAAGUUUCUUUGGGAGUUUUCUGUACAUGAGAGGAAACAUAUUUUCCCAUUUGUACAUAUAACAGAUCUCAGUGGUUGUAUUGGCUUGUCAAUGUGGCUUCCUGCUGUUAUGUAACUCCUAUUAUCCCUAGUCAGUCUUUACUUGUGCCUCUUUUGGCCUUAGCCUAGGGAAUAGGUUAAAGUUUAUAGUUUGUGCAGAAGUAGAUGAACAGUUUUCUGAAUUUUUGUUACUGCAGGUAGUUCAGUAUUUUAAUAUAUUAUUACAUAUAUAUACAAAGUAAAUCGGGGAAUCUGGCACUCUACCUUGAAUGUAGCAAUAAUUCCAUGGACCACGGUGCUGCACGGUGUACAAUAUAGUAGAAAUGAAUAAAGAGAGCACUCAAUGGAUUCUCAAAGUUAAAGUCGUGUUAUAUUAAGUAAUCAACGUUUCGACCCAGAGGUCUUAAUCAAGAAAUGUUGAUCGCUUAAUAUAACACGACUUUAACUUUAAAAAUCCAUUGAGUGCUCUCUUUAUUCAUUUUAUAUAUAUAUAUAUAAAAUUAUUUUUUAUGCCACAUGCAUUUUUAACCUAAAUAGGAUUGCUGACCAUAAUACAAGGCUUUGCAUGUUUUAGAAAAAAAAAUAUUGUUUUACAAUUUAAAUUAUUUAUAUAACGCCAACAUAUUUGGCAGCGCUGUACAAUAGCUAAACAACACAAACAUUUCAUUCUAACAAAAUGCAUAUGACAUGACUUAUGGGAAUAGUGGGGGAACGGGGCAUGGCCCAAACAAGCAACAACACAAAAACAAAACAAACGAUUGUUAAGUUCCUUUCGUUUCAUGCCUGUCUUUAAUAAAUAGAUUGAAACAACUAGUUAAAAGUGGGAAUAAGAUACAAAAAAAUACAUGCAAUUUUGUGAUUUACUAAAGAAUAUCUCAUAAGAAAUUGUGGAGUGUUGAUACAUACCAUUUGAUCUUCAUCAAGAAAUGCACAAUUGUGUCAGAUAUUCCAAGGCAUUUUGUUAUCACAAAUCUUUUCGUUAAUCCACCAGUGUUCUCCAGGCUAUUUAUCUGCUCCACGUUAUAUAAGCUUCCACGUCAUAUUUUGUCAAAUCCCAUAAACUGAAAAAAACGAGGUUGAUCAAGCAAGUGAUGUUGAUGCAGCUCAAUUAAUGGGAUCUUCUAAAUAGAAGUAAAACUCAGAUAAUCUACAAAUGAGGUUUUACUAGAAAGAUCAGAUUGCGGGAAACAGAUGUUUCUCAUCUCUUCUAUUCAAUGUUAAUUUUUUAUUUUAACUUAAUCUGAUAAGACCUUGCAUUCCAAAGCCUGUUCCGUUCACCCGGUGGAGCUCAAUGAAAUCAUAUCUGUCAUAUGGCUGCCUGGUGUAGGUAAAGUGAUACUAAACAGUAAUUUGUAAGCUCUUAGUUUCCUCGAUCAGCAUUGAAAAUAAUGUCCCUACUCCAUCACGUUUAAAUACACAGAUACGUAUCGAUGUAUAAAAUAUUACACAAAUACAAUGGUAAAUGAAUAUUACAAUUAUGUAGAAAAAAAAAAAGAUUAUACAUGUAACUAGUGGCGGAACUACCCCGGUCGCAAGGGGUCACUCCAGUGUGUUGCGGCCCGGCCAGCACAGUAUAAUCGCCGGGGCUGCACAUUAAGGGGCCCAUCGGGUGGCCCAUGCUGUUAGAGCUACCUGAUGGAAAUGAAUUUCCAGGGGGCCCUGUCAGCAAUGCGGCGCUUUAACAGCAGACUCUGAUGGUGACAGCCAAUGUUAAUUUGUUUUAAAAGGAAGAGUUCCUCACAUACUCACCUGACUGACAUCUCAUCAAUUUCAAUAUCAAAUUAGUCUCAGAUGGAUUAUCUGAAUAGAAUCAUAUAUCUCAUGUAUUUAUUUAUUUUUAGCAAAGGCAGUGUUUGAUGGAUUCAUGUAUUAAAUAAAUGCUAGAGAAAUGUCUAGGUUUAGGUUUUAGGUAUCUAUUGGGUUACAUUUUAAAGGACCACUAUAGGCACCCAGAUCACUUCAGCUUAAUGAAGUGGUCUGGGUGCCAGGUCCAGCUAGGGUUAACCCAUUUUUUUAUAAACAUAGCAGUUUCAGAGAAACUGCUAUGUUUAUCAAUGGGUUAAGCCUUCGCCCAUUCCCUCUAGCGGCUGUCUCAUUGAAAAUCACAGUGAGAGCACGCCAGCGUCCAUAGGAAAGCAUUAUGAAUGCUUUCCUAUGUGACCGGCUGAAUGCGCGCGCAGCUCUUGCCGCGCGUGCGCAUUCAGCCGCAUGGGAGGAGAAGAGGAGGAUCGGAGGAGGAGAGCUCCCCGCCCAGCGCUGGAAAAAGGUACGUUUUAACCCCUUUCUCCUUUCCAGAGCCCGGCGGGAGGGGGACCCUGAGGGUGGGGGCACCCUCAGGGCACUAUAAUGCCAGGAAAACGAGUAUGUUUUCCUGGCAUUAUAGUGGUCCUUUAAAGUAACACUAUAGCACUAACGCUGUAGUGUCCUGCUACCUAUGUUAAUUACUGCCCCCCACCCCGUGUAAUGUAAAAUGGUAGGUAACCUUUUAUCUACCUUUCCUCCAUUACCGCACCGGUCUAUGCACCCCACUCCAUUGUUGCAGCAGCAACAACAAAUUUCAGCGUUUCAGAAACAAAUGCAAAUUACAUCAGGAGAAGUUUCUUAUUACGCUUUUUAGGUUUCCAUUUGGAGUAAGUUUGACACCAUCGCACCACUCAUUUGUAGGAAUUCAUUAUGCACUAUAAUAACUGGGAUCUCGUUGUGCACUAAAUUCACAGCUCCCUGUUUCUCCAUCAGGAUGCUGGUGUGACAUCACAUUCCACCUCCUGGGAUCAGUACAUGGUGUGCGCGGAAGCUCUGCAAGCAGUGCAGAGUGAUCCCCUCACUACAUACUCCGCAUCUUAUUGGCAUAGCAGACACUAUGUCAUGAUCCUCAUCACAGCUGCUGGCAUGCCACACUUGGACUUGUGUUCUUGGGCCUGGCUGGGAUUGAACCGGGAUCCUUUACAUCCCGACCAGUGACCUUACCUUAGGCUGGCAUCUCCUGAUGUAGGCGCGUGCCGCAGUGAUGCCGGAGCAGAAGAAUCAGAGCUCCCUCUCCGCCGGUCUGAACUCUGCUGCUGUCUCCCCAACUGCCUGCCAGCCGAGACAGCAGCAGCCCCACUAGACCACAGGGAAAAAUCCAAAAUGUAAGUGUGUGUUUGUGUGUCGGUUAGUGUGAGUGUGUAUGUGUGUUUGUCAGUGAGUGUUUAUGUGUGUUUGUCAGUGAGUGUGUAUGUGUGUUUGUCAGUGAGUGUGUAUGUAUGUGUGUCUGUCACUGAGAGUGUGUCUCUGUCAGUGAAUGUGUGUGUCUGACACUGAGUGUGUAUGUGUAUCUGUCAGUGAGUGUGUGUGUUUGUCAGUGAGUGUGUAUGUGUGUUUGUCAGUGAGUGUGUAUGUAUGUGUAUCUGUCACUGAGAGUGUGUCUCUGUCAGUGAAUGUGUGUGUCUGACACUAAGUGUGUAUGUGUAUCUGUCAGUGAGUGUGUGUGUGUGUGACACUGAGUGAGUGUGAGUAUGCAUGUGUGUCUUGUCAAUGAAUGUGUAACAGACCGUUUUGCCCACAAGAGGUUAAAAACCAUUUAGGCGAUAUUCCCCUUUCAGAUACACAGACAGCUACUGCAAUCACCAAUCUCCCGAACUGCAAAUUACAUGAAUUCUCCAACUCCCGAACAGGAAACUCACGAAUACAGGAAACAGCUGAACAGGAAAAACCAUAUGAAAGGUUUACACUCCUGGCAGUCAGCAUACAAUCCAAUUCCCCCAAUAACGAGACGACACUUCGUUUGAGGGUUAAGCAGAAUCUCUCAGAGCUGUUGUUUUAUUGUUCUUAUGUACACAUUCUUACACAUUAGUACCACCCACAGGGUUUUGUGAAACAACCAAUAAACAUGUACAAUACACUCAGACACUCCCACACAAAAUCCUCCACUCUGCCUGUGAUACAAUUACCUUACACAAUGGGUAAUGUAAUUAUCACAGCCAGAGAAAUGCAUACUUUUCAAGUUAUGAAUAAUGUGGAAAAACUGUAUCACAUUCACAUAAAAUAGAAUCAGCAUACUCCAAAUACAAACAUACGUCAAAAUCAUACAAAUUGGUCCAUUGGUUCAAAAGAUAGAUCGAAGUCCUUUGUGACCAAAUGAAGCAUGGCUUUUCUGCCCAAAACUAGUUCCACAGAGUCUUCUAUCCUGGAGAUAAUUGGGAAGUAAUCCAAUUAUCUCCAAGGACAGAGGCAAAACUCCAUUGAACACAUGGCAGCAAAAGACAAUAAAACACAUAAAAACAUAUAACUGUGCAGCCAUUGCACAAAACAGGUACAUUCAACAUAUCCCCAGAUAGCUCAGAUCUGAGUGCACAAUAUUACUGAAUGGCGCUCAAAGCACACACAUACAGUUCAAUUGCCAUGGAGCCAAAGUCUUUCCCAUAGUCUUUCAUUAUACGAAUGGGCUCCAUGGCAUAGCUAUCUGGGGUAUCACCGCUCAAACAGGGCAAGCACCGAAUGACCUGGCUUUUGUGUCUUCGCAGGGGAAAAUCAAGUGUUUCAACAUAGGGCCAUAGUCUAAAGGCAGCAGGCGGGCAACCAGGCUUCUCCACUGCAUAGUGGCGAGGUUGGUUCCGCCACAGAGUGUGUGUCUGUCAGUGUAUAUGUGUGUCUGUCGGUGAAUGUGAGUGUGUAUGCCUGUGAAUGUGUAUGUUUCAGUGAGAGUGUGUGUUGGUUAAACAGUAUGCGUGACAAUGACUGUGUAUCUGUAAGUGAGUGUAUGUCAGUGCAUGCAUCAGUGAGGGCUUGUGUCUGUCAGGAAGAGAAAUUUGGAGGGGGGGGGGUGCCUGAGUUUUGUAAUGCCUAGGGCAGCACAAAACCAGAAUACACCACUGCUGUACAUACACACACACACACACACACACACACAAACUGCCUAACACACAUGUACACACCCUACCUAAUGCAUGACAGUCACAUAGUCAUACCCUUGGGUGACUAAAACCUCCCUUACAUAAUGCACUGACACCAAUAUGUUGGGUAAAAUUCUGUCCACAGCUUUUAAUAUAAUAUAAUAUAAAUUUUUAUACGUAAUGUCAUUGUCAAACAAGCCCUGUGACACAGUAUAUACAUAACACCAUAACAAUAUAACAUACAUAACAUCAUGGCACUUUAUUAAGUGCAAAAAUACUGAGAUAACCCUACAUCUCCAAAUUCUAAGCCACAGGCCAGCUCGAAACCCACCAUACCAACUUGCCUGAAUGAUCCAAUUUAGGGAUAUACCGAGAUACCCCUACACCCCCAGGUUCUGAGCCACAGGCCAGCUCGAAACCUACCAUCUUUUAAAUCACAUACCAACUUUAAAAACACAUAAUUAAUUCAAUCCCUAACAACAAGCCAUUCCACCCCUCACUUUACCUGCCUCUGUGACCAUAUAACUCCAAACCUAUCCAAAAUCACAUAUCUAAAUAUUCACAGACAGCAAGCAGCCCUCUCUCGUCCCUUACAUAUUCAUGUGGGGGGACUGAAGGCACUGAAAGCAGCGUGGUACCUACCCUCCGUCUCAGCAGGCCCUGCUGACAAUGUUUCCACCACAAGAUUUCUCCAUUAUGGGUAAAAAAAAGCGCACACUACACCAAAUAUCUUAUUACAUCGAUUUUUGCAAAUUCUGUGAAAGACCUUACAUUUUAUCCAUUAUUUCAUUUCUCUUCAUGGAUUAUUUUUUUAAAUACUAAUUCUGCAAGAUCUCUUCAUCAAAGGUUUGCCUUUAACUCACAUAAGACAUAAAAGAGGUGACUCUACGUUGUGUUAUUUGAAGCUAAUUCAUUGAACUGUGAGAAUUGUCAGGUGCUCACAUGAAGACGAGAACAACAUAUUUGCCCUUACACAAAAAAAUCUUUGUGUCUUUCCCUGACAGACUUGACAUUAAGAGGUAAAAAGUAACAAAUAUUGUGUUUUUUAGAAUAUAUUAAUAUUAUUAUUGUUUUUAUGUAGAUAUCAGUAAAAACAAAUCACGAUUUGCUCCACUAGCCAAAAUUACUGAGUUACGUAAAAAUGUGUUUGUAGUUUGGGUACCAUGUUGUGCAACAAGCUCUCUGUCUCGACAGACAUGAAAUGGAUGUCAUUUUUCUUCAUUGUUUCCUGUCUCUUGGGCCUGGUGCAGUCACUCAUCCUUCUAGAGGAAAAAAGAGAGAGCACCAACAGUGAAAGUGUCAUUCGUUUUCCUGAGUUGCUGCCGCCCAUCUCUAUAGUGGGUCAGUAAGUAGCCAUAUUGAUUUGUCAGCACGAGCUAAGGGGUGGUAGUUAUUCUAAUGACUGUUCAUUGCUGUAUCUCUUCUCAUCUGGCAGAUUUAACAAAGGCAUCUCGGAGGGUGAGCAGAGUGGAAGCAGAAAAGAAUAAAAUGGGAAAGGUAAGGCAUUUCUGUUUGCACAAGAAUCCUUAAAAGAACCACUCCAAACAUCUAAUGCACUUUAGCUUGCUGAAGAGUGUGUCCUGUUUUUUUUUCAGUAGAAAUUGGCAUUUUUAUAUAAUAACCUUGUUACACCCCCCUGGCUGUCAAUCAGACAACCGGUCCUGUUACUUCCUGGUUUGGUUAACUCAGUGGAGCAAAACUCAAGAGGCAGGGAAUUGCCCAGAGCACCUGCCUUACAAAGACUUCUCAUUGAGCUGCAUUGGGAAGUCUGUAAUUGGACAGCCACCGAAUGUCUGUGCAGAGUUAGAAGGGGAGGGCUUGCAAAGGCUUCAGAUAAAAGAACUGCUGCUUUUUCAAGCUGUUUUUAGAUAUACAGCCAAUAAAUAAAUUCAUAAAUAAACACAUGCAUAUUUUCAUAUAAAUCUAUAUAAGAUAGUUGUUGUUUGUUUUUAUAUGGGUAGGGGGUGUCCCUUUAACUCCUAACAUCAAUAAUGUCAUAACAGCUGCUAGUAAUACCAACUACAAGCUAUAAAAUCAAUUUAGCUACAAAUCUGCCACUUAUUAUUUAUGUAAUAUCUGGCCAAAAUCCCAAAACUGCACUUUUCCAACCCUUAACAUUCUGAAUAUAUAUCCUUUUGCUCCCUAUGGAACCUUCUGUACUAGCUUUGCUAUCGAUCUAUUCAUUCAUUAUGGCAGAAUUUGUCAAACAGUUUUCCAUGGGAACAGCUAUAGACACUUAUUAAAAACACUUCUCUACUCUGUGUCAUUUUCAUUUAUCACAAAAAUAAACAUGUCAGACCAUAAGGUGAAACACUUAGUUCUAAGUUUUUUUGGUUUUUUUUUGUUUUGUUUGUUUUUUUUUGUUUGUUUUUUUCAUGUCUCUACACUCACCACAAACACUCAUCAUUCUAUUUUUCUAACAUCAGCACAUUUGGCCACAUUCAAAGUUCUUGUUGGCCAAUGGUUGUCCACAGACCUCAUGUUGAGACAAUAUUUGCUUGACGUGCCCUCUAGAAACAUGACAGCUCUAUGUUUUAUUCUAGUUAAGCCCAUAAUGUUUAGGCAGACCUGUAUGAAGGAACAGAAAAGGAAAAAGGGUCCAUAGCUGUAAUGGUCAUUGUCUGAAAUUGAAGGAUAUUAACAGUGAUUUCUAGAAAGAGUAUUGAAUUUUAGGAUUAAACAUGAGGUUGAAGUUGGAAUGACAAAUAUGUUGACAUAGUAUUAAACUGCUUGGUUUAGACACAAUUAGGACAUUCAUUUUCCAUACCCCAAGCUGCAGCUAACAUUAGCUGAUAUAUCCUGGGUGAGAAUCCAACCAUUACCAACUCAUAUACUCAAUAAACAUGGAUGUUUAAGUCCUCAACUCAUGGAUAACACCCCAUGGGAGGUUGGAUUCAUAUUGGUUAUAACAUCUGUGAUGAACUGUAGGGUUUGCUAGAACUUUCAACAAACUAUCAAACAAAGUGAGUUUAGCCCCAUGUACGUUGUAAGGUAGGCAAUCCAGUGUGUACAUUUUAUUUUCUUUGGGAACUUAUCUAGAAUGCAAUGAACAAUUAAAGGGUAGGAUGCUGAAUAGACGUUUGUUUCAACCUCUAAAUGUGUGUCUCUAUGUGUGAUAUUGAUUUCCACAGAGGAAAGUCCCUCCAAAAAAGAAGCCACCACGACCACCACCUCCUCCAAAUUGUGUGCCUCUUCUAUCCAACUGUAAACACCCGGCACCUCCCUGCUGUGAACAAUGUGCCAUUUGUCAUUGUCAAAUCUUUCAAACCAUUUGCAUCUACCGGAUGGGUUACCCACACUGUUGAGCUAUAUAAAUGAUGCACAGGCAAUGGACAAGGAAUUCAUUUUUUAAGAAAAUCAGAAGAAAAUGGGUUGACAGUAAUAAUCAAAACAUAGGCACUGAAUGUGUUAACCCAAAAGGACUUAACUCAUAUAUUUCUGAACUUUAUGUGUAACAACAGAAGCCAGUUCAUUUUAUGUUUAUCUGUACGGCUAGAAUUUUUUCUAAUUCCCCCCCCGAAAAAAUGAAGAUACCUCCCUAAAUCAACUACACGUUUCCUCAAUGCUUUAUUUACUUGUCCAACACAAUCCAUGUCAAUAUUUGUAUUCACUAUACAGGCUGUCAGAGCUGCCAUCAGAAGUCUUGAUGACCCUUACAAGAAAUUGGCCCAGGACCCACACAAAUACACACUCCUUGCCACAAAGCUAUACACACAAACGGUCAUACACAUACACUAUUCCAGAAUAAACAUAGAUACACACUGCCAGAAACACAUACAAAAUGUCAGGAACACACAUUUAUACAUAUAUAAACAGCCUAUGUACAUAAAUACAGAGCUGUACCGGUCCACUUAACAGGAACCUAAUUGUACCCCCUGAUGGCGGUCCUGCAGGCUAUUGGAAUGGAUACAAAUAAAAAUUAUUUUGUGAAACCAGUAUUUUUACUGGAUUUGUUGACAAGAUUAAAUAGAGAAGUACAAACAUCUUGGAUUCUAAAAUUCAGUAGUAAUAAAGGUUAUAUUAUUGUUUAACAAGAAUUAAAUUCAAAACUUGUAUGAAUUGUUUUAGAUAUCUUGAUCAGACUGGCAAAAUGUAUGGGUAUUCAAAGUUUAUAGUGUGUCAUUAACUUACAAUUGUGUUUUAUAUUAACUUAAAUGUUUUACCAACGGUAAAUCAACAAGUGAAUUUAAAGGAACACUAUAGUCACCUAAAUUACUUUAGCUAAAUGAAGCAGUUUUAGUGUAUAGAUCAAUCCCCUGCAAUUUCACUGCUCAAUUCACUGUCAUUUAGGAGUUAAAUCACUUUGUUUCUGUUUAUGCAGCCCUAGCCACACCUCCCCUGGCUAUGAUUGACAGAGCCUGCAUGAAAAGAAAACUGGUUUCACUUUCAAACAGAUGUAAUUUACCUUAAAUAAUUGUAUCUCAAUCUCUAAAUUGAACUUUAAAUCACAUACAGGGGGCUCUUGCAGGGUCUAGCAAGCUAUUAACAUAGGUGGGGAUAAGAAAAUCUUAAUUAAACAGAACUUGCAAUAAAGAAAGCCUAAAUAGGGCUCUCUUUACAGGAAGUGUUUAUGGAAGGCUGUGCAAAUCACAUGCAGGGAGGUGUGACUAGGGUUCAUAAACAAAGGGAUUUAACUCCUAAAUGGCAGAGGAUUGAGCAGUGAGGCUGCAGGGGCAUGUUCUAUACACCAAAACUGCUUCAUUAAGCUAAAGUUGUUCCGGUGACUAUAGUGUCCCUUUAAAAAAAAAAUGCUAAACGUGGCCAAAUUAGAGUGUUUAUAAUUCUGAAUCUUACCUUCUAUAUUGGCUUUUUUUGUAGCAAAUUUCCCAAUUUGGAAUAAGUCCCCAUGUUCCUCAGUUACCCCUUGAGAUUACAGGUAUUGAUACUGUGUGAGCGUGAGCUUGAAACCAUUGCGUUAAUAUCCAUUUAAUUUUUAUAUCUCACUUGCAGUGUGCUGCAUUGGUAGGUAUCAUGCAUCAUCAAGGGUCUAGAACAGGGUUAGUCAACCGUUGGCAUUCCAGGUGAUGUGGACUCCAUCUCCCAUGAUGCUUUUACAUUCAUAAUGCUGGCAAAUUGUCAGGGGUCAUGUAGUUCACAACAUCUGGAGUGCCAAAGGUAGUCUCCCUCUGGAAUUUCAUGACUAAAAAAUUGAUGCAAAGAGAAUCAUCUGUUUAUAUUAGACGUGUUUUGACAAGAUAAGUCAUCAUUAAGCUAAUCACUUAUUAUUGGUGCACCUCGGGAGAUAAGUACGUUUUCCUAUGACUAGCUUCCGGUUAUACAUUUUCAAGAAUUCUCCUCUCCAGUGCAAUCAUGGAUCCUAUAUCAUUUCAAUCAAAACCUUUUAAGGCUUAAUAAAGUUGGUAAAGUCUGUAAAAUGUACUACAAAAUAAGUUCACCAAAGUUUUUCCCUGAGUGGAGUUCUGGAGUUGAGUGCCUAGCAAGGACUCGAGUUUGACAAAUCAAGGUUGGAGAUGAUCACGAUGAAGAUUGUUUCUAUCUAGCAUUCAAACUCACCACUCGAAUGCCCUCAAGUAGCUUACUUGUAAGUCAUUAGCCAGUGUAUAAGCAUUUCUGAGAAAUGCUUUAUUUAGUCUUUUUUUUUUAACGUUGCAGUACUUCCCAAAUAAAGAAAUAUAGAAACUAGUAUUUGAUUGUGUGACGGCAUUCACCGUCGCCAGGACCAUAUUAACUCUGUACUUUUCUCUGGCAACUUUUUUAGUAGCUGUUGGCCACCAUUUUCCACAGAGUUACUACAAGAUGGUCUGGGAUCACGUGUGACUGGGUUUGCUGUUGGAAAUUAUGGGACUGUCUGUUUGUGUAUGUCUGAUAUCUCUUGUUAUUUCCCAGACCUGGACAUUCUCGUCACCUGUCAGGUCUGGCAGUAAAAUACUUGACAAACCCCUUCUCCCCCCAUACUUUCAUCAUAUUGUCUUGAAUCCCACAGACAAAGCCUUGAAAGUAGACCUCAGGUUUGCUGGUGUAUUCAUGUCAGGCUUUGAAAUGUAAGGCACCAUAACACUCUUCCAGAAAUAUUAUAUCUAGCAAUCCAGCCACUUAAUAUCCUUUGAGUUGGGAUGAGGCCUUUAGAUGCAGGGACUCCAUAGAUCUCUCUCCUGGUUAUACCUUUGUUGUAAAGGCAUUAACCUCAUUUAUUUUGCUAGUUCUGCCCCUGUUCAGGCCUGGCUGGCCAGGCAUAUCCAGCACUCUUUUGGGUCCAUCUCUGUAGCUUACAUCCUCCCAAGUCUUUUGUAUCACCUCUGAUGAUGGAUUGACUUCAAAGAUAGCCAAUCUAUCUGAAACUAUCCUCAGGAACUCCUUAUCAGGUGAGGACACAGCACAGAUGCUAGCUUGAUCCAUCUCAAUGAGUUCCAGAAGAUGUGCAGGGGUCCCGGGGGUAGGAUGUUUGAAUGUUUCCCUUGUAGGAGAGAGGAAGUUGAUCUAGAGGAGGUACUCAGUCAGAGAAUGGGAGCUCCGCUACAUUUUGUGGCAGGUGGGAUGGCUUCCUAGCUAGGACAGAGUUCACAUGGUCCAAACAAUGGAAACUAUGUGGGUGGCACAUUGAAUAUAAUAUUAAUUUGUUUUUGAAAGGCAAAAAUAGUUUAAAUAUAUCUAAUUACAUUAACCCUACAUAAUCAAACUGCAGUUAGAAGGUAUGUACUUAUAUAUACUCACAGUAGUAUCACUUCUUGGUUAUGUUAUCAGAGGUACAUUUAUCAAAUACUCAAACGCAUUAAUACCUUGGGGACUAAACAAUAGAAAUAAUAGUCUAUACAAUUAUGUUAUCUAAAGUAUUUUAGUGUGGAAAUCAUACUUCCUCAUUAUUGGAUUCUACAGUGCCUUGCAAAAAUAUUCAUAUAUAUGGAAAAUUGAUUAAGAAAAACAAAAUAUCAGCCUUUGUAAAGACUGUAUAGAUAUCCAGCCUCCAUAUUAAUAUUUAGUACAGCCUUAGUAGAGUUUCUGUAAUAAUAUCUUUAAUUGAUUUGACAUGAUUAUGGUGUCUGUAGUCUGUAUGUGCAAUGUUUCAAUAUGAAACUUUGCAGAUACCGAGUGUAACCCUUUUGCUACCAGAGGUGUAACUCUUCCUUUGGUAGCGUCUUUUGAUCAUUAGUAGCCAACCCCGAAUGAGAGCACUGGUCUGGCUAAUGUCAAUUCUUUGCAGUAUUCAUACACACUGUGCCAUUCAUUGGCUGAGACUGGUCAGCAGACACUUUCCACCAAUGACUGGUGACUGGAUCAGCUUGCAGUUUCUUCAGCUCUGAAGAAGCUGGAAAUGCGUCACCAAGCAGGAGAGGAGCCCAACGGGGACCCAGGUAAGAGGGCAAACCAUUACUAAACAGUAUGCACCAUUACUGGGGACCAGGCCAGGGUACUCCUAGCUUCAUAAUCACUUCACCGGGCUGUAGUGGUCUUAAUGCUUGGAAUAAUCCUUUUUGAAAGGUAAGCAUGCACCAGUUUUGGAGUUUGGUCCAACGUUCUUGAUAUUUGUGCUCCAUGCUGACUGAAUGCUGCUUGUGGACUACAAUUUUCAACGAACAUUCCAAAUAAUCAUUGGGAUUGCGUUCAGGACUUUCUCCUCUUCCUUACUCUAGCCAUUCCAGAAUGAACUUAGGCUAGUACUUGCAAAUCAUUUAUAUCAGUGAAAUAAUGAAUUAACUCCCUCUUAAAUUUUUUUUGAAGACUGAAGUAGGUUCUUGAGUAGUAUAUCUCUAUGUUAUGUAUCAACCCUCUGCCCUUCAUUCCUAAUUCAAUUGGUCCAAGAUCUGAGUAUUUUUGCAAGGCAUUGCAUUCGGUUGCUAAAAUAUAAGCUAAAUCUUUUACUAUUGGAAUUCAUAUUUGUCUUAUGUUUUAUGUUAUUAUUAUAAAUAUACAUUUCUGUAUUUUAUCCUCACUGAGUUGUCAAUAUUAUUUUUAUAUCAGAUGCAG
Molecule: messenger RNA, 20898 nt
Organism: Pelobates cultripes (western spadefoot toad)
Lineage: Eukaryota; Metazoa; Chordata; Amphibia; Anura; Pelobatidae
Source: the annotation of a GenBank genome assembly